AUGACAAGAAAUUUAUUUCCAUUAAUGUGUUUUUUUUCUCUACACAAACCAGUUAUUGCACACAGAAUGUUGAUGUAUUCAUCAUACGUUAUUGUUUUAUUGAGCAUAGUUGGUUUUGUUUUAACUAAUCCUGUUAGAAAUACAUUUUUAAAUGAAAAACCUGAAAAUCUAUCAUUAACUCAAGCUUUUAAUAAAGCUGAAAAAGCAGUCAAGCGUUAUUCGUAUUUAAUUAAUUCUGAUACUGAUCAUCUUGUUCAUGGUAUAUUACAUAUUUUAAUGAAAAAUCCAACAUUAUUUACAUUAAUUCCACGUCAUGCAGUAGAUAUAAUAUUUGACAAUAUUGCCGAAAAAUUAGGUUAUGAUGAUGUUGAAACUAUAACAACACCUAUUUUACUUAGUAUUGAACAAAAUUAUCAAAAAAAAGGUGGACAAACAACACCAAUUGAAUUAACCGAUGAAACAAAAGAAAAAAUUGAAGAAGCAUUGGACAAUUUUUUAGAUGGAGAAUUUCAGCGUCAUUAG
Messenger RNA from Rotaria sordida, 522 nucleotides. NCBI's taxonomy places the organism in Eukaryota, Metazoa, Rotifera, Eurotatoria, Philodinida, Philodinidae. The record is from the annotation of a GenBank genome assembly.